Molecule: messenger RNA, 6384 nt
Organism: Oncorhynchus nerka (sockeye salmon)
Lineage: Eukaryota; Metazoa; Chordata; Actinopteri; Salmoniformes; Salmonidae
Product: short transient receptor potential channel 5-like
Exons: 11
Coding region: 18-3137 (1039 amino acids)
Biological process (GO): regulation of cytosolic calcium ion concentration; calcium ion transmembrane transport
Cellular component (GO): plasma membrane; cation channel complex
Molecular function (GO): store-operated calcium channel activity; inositol 1,4,5 trisphosphate binding; protein binding
Source: RefSeq, a predicted model, not a curated record
ACGCUGACCGUGUGCACAUGAUGAAUCCCAUGGCCCAGCUGUACUACAAGAAGGCGAGCUACUCGCCGUACCGCGACCGCAUCCCGUUGCAGAUCGUGCGGGCGGAAGCGGAGCUGUCAGCGGAGGAGCGGGCGUACCUGACGGCGGUGGAGAAGGGCGACUAUGCCGGGGUGAAGCUGGCCCUGCAGGAGGCGGAGAUCUACUACAACAUCAACGUGAACUGCCUGGACCCGCUGGGGCGCAGCGCGCUGCUCAUCGCCAUCGAGAACGAGAACCUGGAGGUGAUGGAGCUGCUGCUCAACCACGGCGUGCACGUGGGCGACGCACUGCUCUACGCCAUCCGCAAGGAGGUGGUGGGCGCCGUGGAGCUGCUGCUGUCCCAUCGCAGGUCCAGCAGAGAGAAACAGGUGCCCAACCUGAUGAUGGAUACCCAGUUCUCAGAGUUUACCCCUGACAUCACACCCAUCAUGCUGGCAGCUCACACCAACAACUAUGAGAUCAUCAAGCUGCUGGUCCAGCGCAAGGUGACCAUCCCCCGGCCCCACCAGAUCCGCUGCGACUGCGUGGCCUGUGUGUCCAGCUCCGAGGUGGACAGCCUGCGUCACUCACGCUCCCGCCUCAACGUCUACAAGACCCUGGCCAGCCCGUCCCUCAUCGCCCUGUCCAGCGAAGACCCCAUCCUGACUGCCUUCCGCCUGGGCUGGGAGCUGAAGGAGCUAAGCAAGGUGGAGAACGAGUUCCGUCAGGAGUACGAGGAGCUGUCCCAGCAGUGUAAGCUGUUUGCCAAGGACCUGCUGGACCAGGCCAGGAGCUCUAGAGAGCUGGAGACCAUCCUCAACCACCGCGAUGACCUCAGUGAGGAGCUAGACCCACAGGACUGCCGUGACCUGGCCAAGCUCAAACUAGCUAUCAAGUACCACCAGAAAGAGUUUGUGUCCCAGCCAAACUGUCAGCAGCUUCUGGCCACCCUGUGGUACGACGGUUUCCCCGGGUGGCGCAGACGCCACUGGGCGGUCAAGCUGGUCACCUGCUUCACCAUCGGCCUGCUCUUCCCCAUCUUCUCCCUGGUCUACCUGCUGGCCCCUAGGAGUGCCCUGGGCCUCUUCAUCAAGAAGCCCUUCAUCAAGUUCAUCUGCCACACAGCCUCCUACCUGACUUUUCUUUUCCUCCUCCUCCUGGCCUCCCAGCACAUCGUGAGAACAGACCUGCACGUCCAGGGCCCGCCGCCCACCGUGGUGGAGUGGAUGAUCCUUCCCUGGGUGCUGGGCUUCAUCUGGGCUGAGAUAAAGGAGAUGUGGGACGGCGGCUUCACUGAGUACGUCCAUGACUGGUGGAACCUGAUGGACUUUGCCAUGAACUCUCUCUACUUGGCCACCAUCUCACUCAAAAUAGUUGCUUACUUCAAGUACAACAGCUCUCGGCCGCGGGAGGAGUGGGAGAUGUGGCACCCGACGCUGAUCGCCGAGGGCCUGUUUGCUAUCGCCAACAUCUUCAGCUCCCUGCGCCUCAUCUCCCUGUUCACAGCCAACUCCCACCUGGGGCCUCUGCAGAUCUCCCUGGGACGCAUGUUGCUGGACAUCCUCAAGUUCCUCUUCAUCUACUGCCUGGUGCUGCUGGCCUUCGCCAACGGGCUCAACCAGCUGUACUUCUACUACGAGACCAAGGCCUCGGAUGAGCCCAACAACUGCAAGGGCAUCCGCUGUGAGAAGCAGAACAACGCCUUCUCUACGCUGUUUGAGACGUUACAGUCCCUGUUCUGGUCGAUAUUCGGCCUGCUCAACCUGUACGUGACCAACGUGAAGGCACGCCAUGAGUUCACGGAGUUUGUGGGAGCCACCAUGUUCGGUACCUACAACGUUAUCUCCCUGGUGGUGCUGCUCAACAUGCUCAUCGCCAUGAUGAACAACUCCUAUCAGCUCAUCGCUGAUCAUGCGGACAUUGAAUGGAAGUUUGCUCGCACCAAGCUGUGGAUGAGUUAUUUUGACGAGGGAGGAACUCUCCCUCCGCCCUUCAACAUCGUCCCCAGCCCCAAGUCAGUGUGGUACCUGUGUGUGUGGACGCACAACCGCCUGUGUGGACGGGACCAUCCCAGUCCUGACAACCCGAGGAAACACGAGAACUUAAAGGAGUUCACGGAGCGGCAUGCUGACAACCUGAUUCAGAACCAGCAUUAUCAGGAGGUGAUCAGGAACCUGGUAAAGAGGUAUGUAGCAGCCAUGAUCCGCAGUGCUAAGACAGACGAGGGUCUGACAGAGGAGAAUUUUAAGGAGCUCAAGCAGGACAUCUCCAGUUUCCGCUACGAGGUGUUAGACCUGUUGGGGGACAGGAAGCCUCCGCGGAGGACCUACUCAUCCAGCAGUGAGGCUACCCAGCAGGACGAGGCCAACGAGGAAGAAGGGGCUGGACAGGCCCAGGGUCAGUCCAGGGACCAAGGGGCUAAGGGGGUAUCCUUCAGCACGUCUAUCGCUGAGAGGAAGAACAAGGACUCUGGGUUCAGCGUCUCCGCCCUCUUUAAGUCCAUGUCAGGGGCAGAGGGGGCAGUGGACAACAAACCAAAGUGCAACGGGCUCAGGUUCUCCUCCUCCCCCCCGCCCUCUGCUGCGUUAACCCGCAGUAGUGGCCGGCUGCAACGCUUCUCCAAGUCCAAAAGAGACUCCAUCAGGCGGCUGGGCCUGCUCUUCUCCCGCAUGAACGGACACGUCCCAGAGCCCAGGUCCCCUCCUCCCAGGAUGCACCAGCCCACCUACAGCAUCUCAGGCGGUCUGCUUCGGCAGCCCACAACCUGGCCGGACAUCCAGAUCCCCCCCAAUCCCCCGGUUACACACAGCCUGUUCCACCUGGGGGUGAACCUGAACGAGCUACCACAUGGCCCUCCCCAGGCCCUGCCAUUGGGGUCACCCCAGCAGGCUAACGGAAGUGACAGUCUGCUCCUGCGACCCGCGGGCCACUCCUUACCACCGCCAGGCCACUCCCUGCCACCCCUGCACUGUGCUUCCAGCAUCACGGCCUCCAGCUCCCGGGCUGUCCUCCUGGGCUCUAGUGAGGACAUGUUUGAGGGCUGGAUAGGACCUUGUGACGAGCUGGACUCCUCUGAGGGGGGGGCUGAGCAAGAGGACUCCAUCACAACACAGCUUUAGAGAUCCCCCCAGGAAUAAUGACAGAAUACUACUAUGUUCAGGUCACUCUGCUGAAAGGACAGAAAGAAUAAGUGGCUGACCCAAGUAUACAAAACCCAGGACUCAUUUUCACAAAGAUAUCAUAGCAAAGUAGGAAGAUUCUAAACAUAUAAUGAAAAAAAAAAGCUUUUAUCUAUUGCAAUAUAACUACGUUUGCAUACUGCCACCUACCUGUGAUCCUUAGAUCAUUGGGUCUGUAAGCUCACCAUCCUCUCUUAACACUUGUUUUCAUACAGUUCAGACCCAGUUAUUUAUAUUUUACUCAUCAAAAUAUCACUUGAGAUUAAAAUGGGUUCAUAUACACAGCAGAGGUAUCACCAUUGUCCAAACUUCUACUCUCUUACACAUAUGUUUAAUCUCGUUGCAAGUUUGUCUUUUACCAGACUGUUUUGCAGUGUUGAUCCAUAUGCACAUGUUUUCCUCAUGUGCCAAAUUUCCCCUACAGGGUGUUCUGUUUGGUAUGUCAUAUAACCUAAACAUGAACGGUUAUUAUCAUGGUAGACAAGGUCAUUUAUUUCAGGCUUGCAGGUUGAAUCUUUACAAGUUGUUUUUGGACAAUUAACUAAUAAUACUGUUCUCUGUUUUUCUACGAAAGUUGUAUUUUUCUAUAUUUUCUUGGAAAUAAGACACUACCAGUUUUGGGCUAUUGAGACAGGUAAUGCACGAUAUUAGCAGAGUAACAUUUAUCCAUGGUUUUAUGUUUACUCUUAAUCUAAUUUAUUUUUCAAGAUGGCUGUGAAUUAUAAUACUCAAGAUCAAGUUAUGAGAGAACCUACGAAAACAAUGUUUAAUUGCUGUCAAAAACAAGCUUGUAUACAAAUACAUUUAUUUGAUAAUGAGAAUGAUCUAAAAUACAUUACAUUUGACUGAUUCUUAGAACUAGGAUUCCAAGAUUGGGCCAUCUAAUAUGAUGGCGUCUAACUGUGGUCACACAAAACGCCACUGAAAUGUCCAAAAAUAGCUAUACUCUGGGCAAUUGUGACAGCGCAAUGCAUUCGCUAGUUGCAGUAUUCAUGGUUUACCUUAAUGUGCCGUCUCAUCAAUUAAAAAUUAACACUUUUACGAGUUCGGAUUCUCGUCAUCUGAGGAAGCAGUAGUUGAUAAAAGUUUGGUAUUUUGGCGUGGACGGUGGUCGGGGAAGCCAGCCCCCGGUCAUGGAUCCGGACCUGAUCAACUCUAUGCGACGGAGAUGUGUCCCACUGCAUCAGGCAAAUAGUGGUCACACCAGAUACUGACUGGUUUUCUGAUCCACGCCCCUACCUUUUUUAAAGGUAUCUAUCCGUGACCAACAUAUGCAUAUCUGUAUUCCCAGUUAUGUGGAAUCCAUAGAUUAGGGCCUAAUGAAUUUCUUUCAACUGACUGAUUUCCUUAUAUGAACUAACUCAGUAAAAUAUUUGAAAUUGUUGAACGUUGCGUUUAUAUUUUUGUUCAGUAUAUUUUCCAAUCGGUUCGUUCUGAACAGAACCAUAAUUAUCGUUCCGUUUUCACUGUUCUGACCAGCAAAAUAAAGUCAAGAACAGCUUGGAACGGUUUUUUGCGUUUUUUUUCCUGGGACUGGAAUAAAAUGCCUGGAACGUAAAAUAACGUUAACCUGUUCCCAUGCUUUUAUUAAAUACUAUGAGGGUGGUUGAAUAAGCCAUGGAGUUCAGGUGGGUAACAGCGCUAAAUCUAUAUACGGCUCUAGUUCCUUGCUGAUAUGCCGCAUUACGAUAUAGGUGUCUGGGCCCAUACAGAGUUCCAAUGCAGAAAAUACUAUUCCUAUACAGUACAAUGAAGUUCAUGCUGUGGAUUAGACUAGUCCUUUGAAGCUUAAAAUAUGACUGCCAUUACAAAGUGUAAAUAGGAUAAAGUGAAUCGUCCCAAAAUUGAGAUUUGUGAAAUGAUAGGAAAAUAUUGUAUGUAACGGAAUUAAAUGUACCGUAACAGUUUUUGGGUUGUGUUUUCACGCCUGCCCACAGCACCAAAGUAACCAUCAAUUCGGAGCGCAGCUGCACAAGACCCAAUCGUAAUGCCCAUGGUCAAUUUGAUUUGACAUUGGAUAUCCCUAUGGGGCUAGUUAGGGACAAUCAGUAAAUUACACAAAGUACACAGGACAAUAUUUUAAAAUGUCAAUCGCUCCACAAUUAAAUGACUUAAGCCUCAAACUAAAAAUUGUAGAAAUACAUAAAAGUAGUCCCAUUUACAUUGUGUAAUAUACUGACGGUCCCUAACUAGCGCCACAGACUGGAUAGCCUAUGUCAAACCAAAUCUGCCAGGGUUGCACACCAGCCAAGUGAAGCUAAUUGGCGAAAUAAAUUGGCUAGCCUGGGCAACUUCAAGACCUGUUAAAUUAUCUAGGAUACAGUAGGUGACACUAUACUGCAGAGGUGUCUAAACUCAAUCCACGGAAAUUCGACUGUCUGGAGGUUUGUAGUUUUUCCCUUCCAAUUAAGAGCUAGACAACCAAGUGAGGGAAGUUAAUUACUACUUCCGGAACAUUAUUCGAUCAAAUGCAAGGGUGGAGUGAACCCUUUCUUAUUUGUCUAUUAACUAAUAUCUGGUAAUAUCACCAGGCAGGCCAAAACUACAUACCACCAAAACAGGCUGAAAUUUAAUGCGGUCUUUUCCGACAGCCCUUACACUAAAUUAUUAUUACACUAGCACAUUAUAAUGUUCACAGUAUUCCAACCUUCGUGAUUUUCCUAUGUGUUAUAUUUUCACACUGACUGCGCUGGGCCUUUAAUGACAAAGCUGAAAACAAGGCACUCAGUUCAGCCCUGCCAGCUCUCCUCCCGAAACUGAGUUAUAAACUACACAUUUUAACACUACCCAAGUACCAGUGAGCACUUUCCAUGGUGCUGAUCAUGACAAAGGGUAGCAACAUCAGCCUUGUGCUGGCCAGGGUUCUGGAACCUCAGAUACCACCAUCAUACCAAAUGACUUCUCUAAAGCAGGGCUCUCCAACCCUAAUCUAGCACACAUGAUUCUAAUAACCAGCUCAUAUAUAAGAUGAAAUCAGGUUAGUUACAACAGGGGUUGGAGCAAAAACCUAGACUGAGUGUAGCUCUCUAGGAACAAAUUGGGGAGCCCUGCUCUAAAAAGGUAACAAAUUGUUACAACUUCUGGGUAACAUAACUUUUUUUAAUUAAGCAAAAAAAAAAAAAAAAAAAAACAUUAAUAUUAACAUAAACAUCCCUGAACAAUGUGGGGAUGGAACCGCAGCUGUGUC